Molecule: messenger RNA, 1146 nt
Organism: Rosa rugosa (rugosa rose)
Lineage: Eukaryota; Viridiplantae; Streptophyta; Magnoliopsida; Rosales; Rosaceae
Product: 65-kDa microtubule-associated protein 6-like
Exons: 3
Coding region: 57-617 (186 amino acids)
Biological process (GO): microtubule cytoskeleton organization
Cellular component (GO): cytoplasm; spindle
Molecular function (GO): microtubule binding
Source: RefSeq, a predicted model, not a curated record
CUCACAAGAAACUUGCUUUAACUUCAAUUUGAGUAAGUCACAGAGAUCUGAGCAAAAUGCUAGCUCUUGGGAGUUCCACUAUCAGCUUCAGAGCAAGCAGUGGCUGCAAUCAUUUGCUCAAAGAGCUUCAGCAAAUAUGGAAUGACAUUGGUGAGAGCGCGGCAGACCAAGACUGCAUGUUGUUGGAGUUGGAAAGGGAAUGCUUAGAAGUUUACAGGAGGAAGGUUGAUGAAGCUGCCAAUACCAAGGCACGCCUUCAUCAGUCCGUUGCAGCAAAAGAAGCUGAGCUCGCCACUCUCAUGGCUACUCUGGGGGAACUCAAUAUUGAUUCACCGAUACGGAGAGAAAAGAGAUCAAGUUCUUUAAAAGAGAAACUCGCAUCUGUUGCACCACUGCUAGACAAUCUAAAAAUGAAGAAAGAGGCACGAAUGAAGCAAUUUUCAGAUAUAAGGACACAAAUUGAGAAGAUCAUCGAGGAAAUAUCUGGUUACGAUCAUCUCAACAGUUCUUUGAUCAGUUCAUUAACCCUUGAUGAACAUGACUUGUCAUCGAGGAAGCUAACUGAAUAUCAAGCGCAUCUGCACACCCUUCAAAAGGAGAAGGUGAGUAUAUUAUGAUACGAGCUCACACUGCAAGUUAACUUGGUGAUUCUUUGAUUAUAAUUUGAGUUGUGAGGUCCUGGAUAAAUGGUUGCAACUGCUGUUCUACAUCUGUGUAAAUGAAAUAUAGUCAUCUUGCUAAAGUGGGAGAAUUUAGAUAAAAUCUUUAUCUAAAUUGUGCAAAUGAGUCGAUUGAUGCCCAAAAAGUGUUUGGUUAUGCUCUUUACAAAGAUGGGAAGGAUACAACACUGUCUUAUCCCUUGGAGGCUUGGAGGCAUCUGCUCAUAUGGACCAGUUUUUCUUCUCUCUGGUCUUAACCCUCGUCCAUUACGCUUGUGUCUCCAUUUCUUUGCAGCUGCCAUCUAUGGUGUUGGCCGCUUAAUGCUUCCGUUCCCUUCACCUAAAUGCAUGUGGCUUGGGUUUCUAUUGAUCUUGGUAUGGCAAAGAAAUUAUUUACACUUUUUUCUUGUGAACACGUUUGUCAAUUAUGUAUAAAUUUCCAUGUAAACAUAACUGGCUACUUAUAAAUAUCUCUCUGGUGUUCUAU